AUGACGGAUUUGGUAAUAACGCUAGGGGGAAGAGAAAUAUGCAGGACUCUGUUCAAGAAAGAAUCCAUGGCAGGUUCUUGCAGUAAAGAGAAUGCAAAUGAUUCAGAUAAUGAUGGCGAUUGCUCCUUUUCUGGAUCUUCCAAGACUUUUAAUCCCGAGAAGACAGUUCAAGAAAAGAAGUCUUGGUUGAACUACGAAUUAAUUGGGAAAGAAGUUUCAAAAGUGAAGAUCACAGUGGACAAAGAGAAGGUGAAGUGGCUUAAAGCAUCAAGGGAUUAUUCGUUUUUGUCAUCUGAUAAUGACAAGUCUAUGAUAAACCCUAAUCCUUGGAUGGUUAAGAAUGUUUCCAAAUCACGUGCUUCAAUUGCGAAGAAGAAACCUGAGGAAUCAAGAAAGGUGAAAGCGACACCAAAACCACUAGUGUUAUCCUCUAAACCACGGAGUAAGGAAUCAGGGUUCAAGAACACGGGUCAAUCAAAUCUGGAAGGUCGUGUUCUAAAGAGAAAACAAGUAAUCUAG
Fraxinus pennsylvanica is the source of this 519-nucleotide messenger RNA. NCBI's taxonomy places the organism in Eukaryota, Viridiplantae, Streptophyta, Magnoliopsida, Lamiales, Oleaceae. The record is from the annotation of a GenBank genome assembly.